AAGAGAAGAUCAAAUCGUCAAGUUAAAAGGAAAAAAUAUGCUGAAGAAGGAGAAGGAAAACAAUCCGAAGAAGAAGCUAAAGUUUCUGUGAAAAUCAAAAAGAAUUCUGCCCUGAACAACCUUUACAAUUAUUUGUGUUCUUAUCUCCACUGUGAGUGGGCCACAGAACAACAGCUUUUAAAGGAUAAAAGAAUCCAGCAGAAAAUAAAACGAUUCAAACUAAGGCAAGCACAAAGAGCUCACUUUUUUGCAGAUAUGGAAGAAGAACCUUUUAAUCCUGACUAUGUUGAAGUAGACCGGGUAUUAGAAGUAUCUCUUUGUGAAGAUAAGGACACUGGUGAGCCUGUUAUUUACUAUUUAGUAAAAUGGUGUUCAUUGCCAUAUGAAGACAGUACGUGGGAGCUGAAAGAAGAUGUAGAUCAAGCAAAAAUAGAAGAAUUUGAACAAUUGCAAGCUUCCAGGCCUGACUCAAGGAGAUUGGACCGACCACCUCCAAACUCCUGGAAGAAGAUAGACCAGUCCAGGGAAUAUAAAAAUGGCAAUCAGCUCAGGGAAUAUCAACUGGAAGGACUUAACUGGCUCCUAUUCAACUGGUACAAUAGGCGAAAUUGCAUUUUAGCAGAUGAAAUGGGUCUUGGCAAAACCAUUCAGUCAAUUACAUUCCUCUAUGAAAUCCUCCUGGCUGGUAUAAGAGGGCCUUUUCUGAUCAUAGCUCCGCUUUCCACUAUAACAAACUGGGAGAGAGAAUUUCGCACGUGGACUGACCUGAAUGUUGUAGUGUAUCAUGGAAGUAUGAUCAGCAGGCAGAUGAUUCAGCAGUAUGAAAUGUACUUCAGGGACUCCCAGGGACGUAUCGUUCGAGGUACCUACAGAUUCCAAGCCAUUAUCACAACUUUUGAAAUGAUUCUUGGUGGGUGUCCAGAGUUAAAUGCAAUUGAAUGGCGGUGUGUUAUUAUUGAUGAAGCUCACAGACUGAAGAACAAAAAUUGCAAACUCUUGGAAGGACUAAAAUUAAUGAACCUUGUUCAGAAACUACAAGCUAUCCUGAAACCCAUGAUGCUCAGACGAUUAAAGGAAGAUGUAGAAAAAAAGCUGGCUCCUAAGGAGGAAACUAUCAUUGAAGUAGAACUAACUAAUAUUCAGAAGAAAUAUUAUCGAGCGAUUUUGGAGAAAAAUUUUGCUUUCUUAUCCAAAGGAGCUGGGCAAGCAAAUGUACCCAAUCUGGUUAACACUAUGAUGGAACUGAGAAAGUGUUGUAAUCACCCUUAUCUCAUCAAAGAUGCACCUGUAGAUACAGAACAGAUCAAAGAAAUACAUUCUUUGAUAGGUGCUGAAGAGAAGAUACUUGGGGAGUUUAAAGAAACAUAUAGUCCAAGCGCUCCUGACUUCCAUCUGCAAGCAAUGAUCCAGUCUGCUGGUAAACUGGUUCUUAUUGAUAAACUUCUUCCAAAAAUGAAAGCAGGAGGCCACAAGGUCCUUAUCUUCUCUCAAAUGGUGCGCUGCCUUGAUAUUUUGGAGGAUUACCUUAUACAUAAAAGAUACUUAUAUGAACGAAUUGAUGGGCGAGUACGAGGGAAUCUCAGACAAGCUGCAAUUGACCGGUUCAGCAAACCAGAUUCCGAUCGCUUUGUCUUUCUUCUGUGCACCAGAGCUGGUGGUUUGGGCAUUAAUUUGACUGCAGCAGAUACGUGUAUAAUUUUUGAUUCUGACUGGAAUCCUCAAAAUGAUCUGCAGGCCCAAGCCCGUUGUCACAGGAUUGGUCAGAACAAAGCAGUGAAGGUCUACAGACUGAUAACACGUAACUCCUAUGAAAGAGAGAUGUUUGACAGAGCAAGUCUGAAACUGGGACUGGAUAAGGCUGUCUUACAGAGUAUGAGUGGAAGAGAAAACAGUGUCGGUGGUAUCCAACAACUCUCCAAAAAAGAAAUAGAAGACUUGCUUCGAAGAGGUGCAUACGGUGCCAUUAUGGAUGAAGAAGAUGAAGGCUCUAAAUUCUGCGAGGAAGACAUUGACCAAAUUUUGCAGCGUCGUACUAAAACUAUCACAAUUGAAUCAGAAGGAAGGGGCUCCACGUUUGCUAAG
This is a messenger RNA of Pelecanus crispus (Dalmatian pelican), 2082 nucleotides long. The record is from RefSeq and is a predicted model, not a curated record. Lineage: Eukaryota; Metazoa; Chordata; Aves; Pelecaniformes; Pelecanidae.